Schistocerca nitens (vagrant locust) is the source of this 1544-nucleotide messenger RNA. Its product is annotated as UDP-glucosyltransferase 2-like. The record is from RefSeq and is a predicted model, not a curated record. The transcript has 8 exons. Bases 117 to 1544 code for a protein of 475 amino acids. Lineage: Eukaryota; Metazoa; Arthropoda; Insecta; Orthoptera; Acrididae. Gene Ontology annotation, molecular function: UDP-glycosyltransferase activity.
AUCAGCAGCGCGAGUGGAAGGUGUACACAACACAAAACACGGGCGAACCUUCACACGCUCGCUCCUUACACGUAGCCAACGUGUACGGACAAGCAUCGUCAGUAAUUGAGGCCACCAUGAAGGCCAGCCUCCUGCUCCUGCUCGUGCUGGGGGCCUCGGAGGCGGCCAGGGUCCUCUCCGUCGUGCCGUUCCCGGCGGUCAGCCACCAGGGACCCCUCAGGACGAUGAGCCUCGAGCUGGCCAGGAGGGGCCACCAGGUCACCUUCAUCACCACCAACCCCUCCAAGAAAAGCUUUGCGAACUUCACUGAAAUUGAUAUAUCUGCCUCAUACAAGUACCUGAGAACAACCUCUGAUUGGAUGGGGAUGGCCCAUUGGACAGCAGCUGACAUGAUAUUUUCAUGGAAGCGGCUAGGGGCUGCUCUGUGUGAGGGUGAACUGAGUUCUCCGGAGAUGCAGGAAUUCAUAAAGUCAGCUCCAAAGUUCGACCUGGUUAUUUUGGAACGGUUGCUGACGCCGUGCUUCUACGGUUUAAUUCAUAAAGUGGGCUCCCCGCCUCUCAUCGGAUACAUUACCGUAGGCGCAAUUAUACCCAGCCUCUGGACUGAUGGCAAUCCCAGUAAUCCAGCUUACCUUCCAGACAGCGUGGUCACCUCUUCACACCGUAUGUCAUUCUGGGAGAGACUUUACAUGACAUAUAUAUGGCUAUACACAAAUUAUUACUACUUCUGUGUAAUGAUGCCGGAUCAAGACAAAAUCCAGAGAAAAUAUUUCGGGCCAGACGUUCCAUCAGUUUAUGAAACUGAAAAAAAUUUCAGUUUAAUGCUCAUAAACAAUCACUUCAGUAUAAACUACCCUCGACCGCAUCUGCCAAACACGAUAGAACUGACUGGACUGCAUGUGGAAGCCGAUUCGCCGCCUCUUCCUAAGGAUAUACGAGAUUGGCUGGACGGUGCCGAAUAUGGCGCCGUGUAUUUCAGUCUGGGAUCCACUUUGCAGGCGAGUACGAUGCCAGAAAAUAAAAGGCUGGCGUUUCUCGAGGGUUUCAAGAAACUCCCGCAGAGGGUGCUGUGGAAGUGGGAGGAGGACAUGGACGACCUGCCGCCCAACGUCAAAGUCUCAAAGUGGCUGCCUCAGCAGUCUGUACUAGCACAUCCCAAUGUCCGUGUGUUCAUCACUCAGGGCGGUCUGCAGAGCUUUAACGAGGCAGCCCAUUACGGAGUUCCUCUACUGGGGAUUCCUUUUUUCGGCGACCAGCACCACAACGUGGCGAAAAUGGUCGACGCCGGCAUCGGCAUUGAGCUCAAAUUCUGGGACGUCACGAGAGACUCGAUUUCGGACGCCAUUCGAAGGCUUACUGAGGAUAAAAGGUUCAACGAAAACAUGAAGCAGUUCUCAGCCGUCUACCGCGAGCAUAAGGAAGAGAGCCUUCCUAAGGCCAUGUGGUGGAUCGAGUAUGUACUUCGACAUAAUGGGGCUCCACAUCUGCGCAGUGCUGCAAGAGACCUGACCUGGUAUCCAGUGUCAACAAGGAAGCGUUACUAG